Molecule: messenger RNA, 3852 nt
Organism: Leucoraja erinaceus (little skate)
Lineage: Eukaryota; Metazoa; Chordata; Chondrichthyes; Rajiformes; Rajidae
Product: cell division cycle and apoptosis regulator protein 1-like
Exons: 23
Coding region: 141-3275 (1044 amino acids)
Biological process (GO): regulation of DNA-templated transcription; RNA splicing
Cellular component (GO): DBIRD complex; nucleus
Molecular function (GO): RNA polymerase II complex binding
Source: RefSeq, a predicted model, not a curated record
UUGGCUGAGUCCUCCAGGGCGGCGGGACGCGGCGACCGCUCGGUGACGGCAGGCAGGCAGGUGCGUUUCAGCUGAGUCGGACGCUGCCUUCUGAGGGAUAAAACAUUCAUCUUGCUUGGUGAAGAGUGCAGACAAGACCAAUGUGGGGCAAUCAGUUUCAGUCCGCGUCCAAGUCAGGCUCGCAUGGAGGCCAGCAACAGUCGCUGCUUGGACCUGGGCCGCCAUCCAUGCAGCAGGCAUUGCUACAGGACCACCAGCAGUCAGGCCAGUCGCAGAAGCAGCGAGUGUUUACAGGAGUGGUCACAAGUCUCCACGACUACUUUGGGUUCAUUGACGAGGAAGUGUUGUUCCAUUUGAAUGUGGUGAAGGGUCGGAUGCCCCAGGUUGGGGAGCGAGUACUGGUGAAGGCGGUGUACAACUCUAGUCACUCAGUGCAAUGGAGCGCACUGAAAGUCCAAGUGCAGCCCACUCAGAACCCAUCGCACAUGAUGUCUGGGCAGAAGCAAGGCAUCCUUGGAGCCAAGCCCCAGCCACAGCCUCUGCUCCAAGCACGCAUCCCCUCCCUGCUUUCUUCACAGCCACUGCUCUCUCAGCUCCCCCACAAACCUGGUUUGCUGCAGCCCCUGGUUCACUUGGGUCCCCAUGGCCAGCUCGGACGCAGGAUGGACAUGGGAAUGCGGUCAAUGGGCAGGAAUGGCCGCAUGGACAUGGGUCGCAGAGGUGACAGAAGGGACAAUUACAAGCGGAUGGGCCAGGGCUCCCACAAAAGGUAUCAGGAUAUGGCAUCCGGGGAAGGGCCCGCCAAAAAGGCACGACAUUACAUUCCCUCCUACAAUGUGCAGUAUUCCCGCUUCUGCCUGGACAGCGCUGCUUGUGAUACCAUUGAAGUGCAGCGCCGCUACCCGUGCCUCAACAUCCCAGACACAUUUUUCGAUGGCAGACUGGGCUGGGUGAAUACAUUCCCAUUGACCGAACCUUUUCAGUUAGGCCAGAAGUCUGUUUUCCACGUGAUGGAGAAAGGGCUGGAACCAACUGAGGAACAAGAUGGUCAAAUGGAUCCUCCUGAUGCUGACUCCACCUACAGUGCCAAGGUGAUACUGCUGUCCUGUCCAGACCUCUUGGACCUGUACCGCCAGACCUGCACAAUGGCUGAAGCACCCAAAGAACGGGCCGAGCCGGCUCAGCAUGCCACAAAGCUGAUUAAGUUCUUGGUUGGGAUGAAGGGCCAGGAGGAAGCGAUGGCGAUUGGGGGGAGUUGGUCUCCUUCUCUCGAUGGUCUAGGCCCGGAUAAGGACCCCAGGGUGCUGAUCAAGACGGCCAUUCGCACCACCAAGUUCCUGACUGGCAUUGAUUUGAGCGUCUGUACUCAAUGGUUUCGCUUUGCUGAGAUCCGCUACCUUCAUCCUGGAGAGCUCUGUGAGGGGCGGCUGCUCCCAGCCCGUGUGGAGACUGUGGUUGUAUUUCUGCCGGAUGUUUGGCAUUGCCUCCCUACUCGCUUGGAGUGGGACGCACUGUCCCUGGGAUACACGCAACAACUGACUGACAGGGAGCAGGCAGAGCACAAGGACACGGACCGAGAUGAGGCUGAAGAGAAGAUGGAGGAGCAGGGAGAAGAUGCACCCCCCACCCCCACCCAGUGGAGCCACCUGGAUCUGAAGUCAAUGAAAGUGGAAGAUUUCCGCAGGGAGCUGAAAGCAAGGAACAUGAACUGGAAAGGCACAAAGGCCCAGCUUGUGAGUCGGCUGGAGAAGGAGCUGGAGGAGGAGACAGCGAAAGAAGAGAUGGAGAAAGAUGAAUCUCCAGUCAAGGAGGCAGAGUCGGUCGUGACUCCAGAGCCGAGCCCUGAUGAGGAGCAGAAGCAGGAUGCCGAGGAGAAGCAGCCUGAAGAAGCCCCUGCUGCACCCAAGGUGGAGCCUCGAUGCCCCCUGCCAGCCGAGCCUGCGGUGAUUGUGACCCCCAACGUCGCCGCCAUGGGGGGCAACUUUGGAUGUGCCGUGCUGUCGCUGAGUAACCUGAGGAGCUACCGCAUUGAUUCCAAGGGCCAUUCCUUUGAGGUCCUGUGGCUGGCGGAGAUAUUCAGUGAGAUGUUGCAGAGGGACUUUGGUUACGCCAUCUACAGCGCCCUGCUGGCCUACCCAGAGAAGAAACCAGAGGAGGUCCCGGAGAAGCCAAAGGCAGCCACUGGCGGUCAGGAGCAGGAACAAAAGGAUCAGGACAUGGAGCAAGACGAGAAGCCGAAAGAAGCGAAGGGCGAGGGGGAGGAGAUGGAGAACGCAGAGUUGAAGGACUCUGGAGAGGAGGCGAAGGAGUCGAGCGAUGCCCUGGCUAAAACCACAGCCAUGGAAGAGGAUGACAACUGGGAAUGGGAGCUGACAAAGCCAGAAGAGGGAGAAAAUAAAGAGAAGGAAACCAAAGGAAAGGAAGCGGACGAUGACAGCCUUCUCCAGAUGGACGAUGUUCUGUUCCUGGAAGACAACGAGGAGGAUUUUGGUAUCGCCAAUGCUGGUGAGAAGAAGGCAGCUGAGAAAAGCAAUGAGGCCGAGAGUGCUAAAGAAACGCCGCCAGAGAGGGAUGUCUCCCAGAUGGUGACCCUGCGCAAGGAUCUGCUGCUGGCCUUUGCUUACUUUGACCGCAACCUGUGCAGCUACCUGAUGGAGAAGGACCUGGAGCUGAUCCUCAGCACCGUGGGGCUACACAUCACCAGAUCUCAGAUCAGGCAGCUGUUGGGGAAGGUGUGCUCCCAGAAUAUGUGUCUGUACCGCACGCUGACUGACGGCUGGGAGGGAGACCUGGAGAAGAUGGAGGACAAGAGCCUGGUGCCAGCGGACAUGGUGCUCGGGAACCACCACCUGUUGCCCACGGCAGCCGUGGCAGCGGUGGGAGCGGCGAGCAAGGCCCGUCUCCGGUCUGCCGACGGCAGUCUGGUCGAACACAACGGCAACAUGGUCAACGUGGGCAACCUGAUCCAGAAACUGGAGCGGGACGAGAGGAACCGCGCUGACAUGGAGCACAAACUGCACUCCGUCGAGUCACAACUGGCUGAAGCAGUGGGGAAAGUUUCCUCCAAUGUCACGGUGAACAAGUCCCUGACCACCAAGAUCGAGGACACGCAGAAACAGGUGACUGAGCUGGAGGAUCGGGUCAAAACCGCCGAGAAGCUGAAAAUCUUCUACGAGCUGCGGCUCCAGGAUAACACCAGGAACCUCAACUCCAUGCUGGAGGAGAUUCAGCGCAUCAUCAAGAAGAAUAAUGCUUUGACAGAGAAGGACAAGUGAGGAGGUUGCCGGUGAUCGAGAGGAAGGAGAGUCCCCGAUAGAAUCCACUCACCUCCCACCACAUAUAGUGACCUGCGUGACCCUUGCUUUCCUUAUCUUAUUAAAGUCCUGACCACCACCAAGUGUCCAACCUGCAAGUGUAUCGAAGUGUGCUGUUUGAUUUCUCCAUCGGCCUGUGCAGGAUGUACAAUUGAGGAGCAGAGAUGGAUGUGUGUGUAUUGGUGUACCUCUGCUCAGUGGGGCCAGCUCACUCCCCAAUCCCCCCCCCCUCCCCCCUGUUGUUAGUGCUCCUGUCUGAGUGAAGACACCUCCAGGCCCUUCUCCAGCUCCAACAAGCCUCGUUCUACCCCCUCUCCGUUCUCAGUGCAGCAUUCCUUGCACAGGCUAAAGCCGGGUGUAGGGUCAUUCACAGGGUAAACCCUGUCCCGUUUCUCCCCCCGCAUUGAGCUCUGUGGCAAUGGACCCCUCUCUCCCCCUCCCCUUUAGAUGCCUUCCUUCUGGGCCCUUGACCAAACCCCUUUCUGUCAGGAUGUCACUGUUUACAGUAUAAAGGUUCUUCACCAUUUUUAAAACUUAA